AUGGAUUCCAGCGCAUCUGACUCGUCUGCUACUUCAUCAAACCGUCACGAAUAUCGCCUGAUCAUAUCGAAUUUGGCGCAUGACGUUAGCCGCAAAGAUCUUGAAGAUCACUUACGAAAAGUUGGCGAAAUCGCAUAUUAUACGAAAAAAGGCGCAAUUGUGGGGUUUUCGACACCAUCCGCCAUGAAAAAGGCGUUCAAAGAAUUGAACGGAAGCCAACUAAAGGGUAAACGUAUACAAUUAACUGAGUAUACCGAUCGGAGUAGGUCGCGUAUACGUUCUACGCGCGCACGCGGACUAUCCUUAUCCUCACCCUCACCGGUGAGGAAUAGAUGGUAUGCAACUGAAAAUGUGCCCUCGGAGUGCACAUCACCAGUGGAAACGUGUACAGAAUCAAGCUGCAGUACAAACGAGCUGAGUGAUGUUAACAAGCGUAAAGCAGAGCCGCUUUGCAAUGCAUCCAAACGCGCGCGCAAUGAUCGUUUUAGGUUGGGUUAUCGCUGCAAAUCACGCUCGUCCAAACGUUUUCGUGCAAUUUCGUCAUCAGAGUCGAGUGACGAUGACUCUUCUGGCAAUUCCAUAUCAUUUAUACCUCCACCUAGAAUGCUGCGUCGAAGCGUUUACUAUUCCAAUCAAAGUGCAUCAGCGAUUCCAUAUGACUCCAAUUCACGAUCCACGUCCGAAGAGGAGUUUAUAGAACUUGAUCAAGGUUCGCAAGCAGAUGAAGAUAGCGCACAAGACCAUGAGGAGAGUGGCUCCACCAGUAGUGAUGUCGGUUAUGUGUCACUUUUAUUCGAUAAUUUAAGAGCAUGUUACUAA
Ceratitis capitata (Mediterranean fruit fly) is the source of this 819-nucleotide messenger RNA. RefSeq names its product serine-arginine protein 55-like. Gene Ontology annotation, molecular function: mRNA binding. Gene Ontology annotation, cellular component: cytoplasm; ribonucleoprotein complex; nucleus. The record is from RefSeq and is a predicted model, not a curated record. Gene Ontology annotation, biological process: mRNA splice site recognition; alternative mRNA splicing, via spliceosome. Lineage: Eukaryota; Metazoa; Arthropoda; Insecta; Diptera; Tephritidae. Bases 1 to 819 code for a protein of 272 amino acids. The transcript has a single exon.